Messenger RNA from Astyanax mexicanus (Mexican tetra), 3727 nucleotides. RefSeq names its product lin-7 homolog C (C. elegans) (gene lin7c). The transcript is spliced from 5 exons. The coding region runs from base 133 to 738 and encodes 201 amino acids. Gene Ontology annotation, biological process: protein localization to basolateral plasma membrane; neurotransmitter secretion; maintenance of epithelial cell apical/basal polarity. Gene Ontology annotation, cellular component: synapse; MPP7-DLG1-LIN7 complex; basolateral plasma membrane. Gene Ontology annotation, molecular function: L27 domain binding. The record is from RefSeq and is a predicted model, not a curated record. NCBI's taxonomy places the organism in Eukaryota, Metazoa, Chordata, Actinopteri, Characiformes, Acestrorhamphidae.
CCGUGCGCAGCGAGGAUCCUGCCCGCCUCCCGCUGUAAUCUCUCCGCAUUAGCUAGCUUAGGUACAGGCAGCGGAGCCGCGGCGCUGAGACCGAGCCUUUAUUCCGGCACUAGCGGACUAAACCCGGGUAACAUGGCCUCGCUGGGGGAACCUGUGAGACUGGAAAGAGAUAUCUCUCGUGCCAUUGAGUUAUUGGACAAGCUCCAGAGGACAGGGGAAGUACCCCCUCAGAAGCUGCAAGCCCUGCAGAGGGUUUUGCAGAGUGAAUUUUGCAAUGCUGUACGAGAGGUUUAUGAACAUGUGUAUGAGACAGUGGACAUAAACAGCAGUCUGGAGGUCCGAGCCAAUGCCACAGCAAAGGCCACAGUUGCAGCAUUUGCUGCUAGCGAGGGGCACUCUCACCCUCGCGUCGUGGAGCUUCCUAAGACAGAGGAGGGUCUGGGCUUUAACAUCAUGGGAGGAAAGGAACAGAACUCGCCCAUCUACAUCUCUCGCAUCAUCCCUGGAGGCAUCGCUGAUCGUCACGGCGGCCUAAAGCGGGGAGACCAGCUGCUGUCCGUCAACGGAGUAAGUGUGGAGGGGGAGCACCAUGAGAAGGCAGUGGAGCUGUUAAAGGCAGCUCAGGGUACGGUGAAACUGGUGGUUCGCUAUACCCCUAAAGUACUGGAAGAGAUGGAGUCGCGCUUUGAGAAGAUGCGAUCUGCUAAACGCCGGCAACAGAAUAGCUACCCACAGUAGGGUUAAACCCCCAAAGGCCCUCACUUUUUUUUAAAUCUUUAUUUCUCUCUCCCCCUCUCCUUUUCUCUCCUUCACUCUAUUUCUCUACAUUCUGCCCUUCUUUCAGCUCCAACUGCUCUCUCUUUUCUCUGCCCAGGGAUUGGCCACAUGUAUGGCACUUCUUUUUCUCCUUUUCUGGAAUUUUCUAAACUCUUAUCUCCUUAAUUUUGAACACACUCUCUUCACAAUAUUGUGGCAUGAACACUACUUGGGUUUUUUUAUAUUUUAAAUGCAAUCACACAUUUACAAUCACACAGACACUCAUUGUACACUGUAUGUGCAUUACUCGGACUGUUCUGUCAAUCAGAGAUCGAUUGGUCAGGAUUGCAAUGGGACCACCACCAUCAUGAUCAUUAUCAUCUGCUCCUGAGGUGAUUUAAACGAAAUGUAAAACAUAUGUUAAAAGUGCCUCAAGAGCUUAAGAAAUAUGGAAUGUCUUUCGGUCACCGGUUGGUUCUCACCGUACUGUAUGUUACCUGUGGUGAUUUAAGAGGAAAAAUGAAUGAAUGAACACUUCCGCCUUCUUGUAAAAUCUAGAUAAGCUUAAGCAGCGUGUGGGAAGUGGCUUCUUAAACAGAAUAAAUGCGUUGGUCAUUUCUGAUUGUGGUUUUAUGGCUUUCCUUGCUUGCAUACAAUAAUGAAAUGAUUUUCCUCAGCUGGGAAAAUAGAAGUGUCAUAACAUAAUACUCAACUAGUAACACUAUUGUGACUUUUUUUUCUUUGUUUGUUCAUUUUAAUAGUUGCAUUGUCUUAGUCUUUUAAUUGUGAAAAAACUAAGCUUCAUCACAUCAGAUGGGGAUGACCAAAUUGUGAAUGUUAUUUAGUCAUGUAUGACAAUGCUUGACCAUAUCUUCAUGCUGGUCCUUACCUUUAAUGGUCUAGUGUAUGUUGUGUAUUUGUUACUCAUAUCCUCAUGAUUUUAGACCAAUUUUACAUUUAUCUUUAUCAUCUUGAAGUAGUAAGGUAAUAUAAAAAGCGUGAAGCUUAGAAAGUUGACCUUUUCCCCCUGAAUUUAGAAGAAUUAGUCAAACAGAAGUUAAGCACUGACCCCACACCCUAUAACCCCCCAAGGUACAGCUUGGGUGAAUUAUAUUUAUUUAGAUUUAAGUAUUUAUUGUUUUUAAAAUCACCCUAGAAAUAUGUUUUAGCCCAAAAUUGUUCUUACAUUUGUGCAGUAGGUUUUAUUUUAUAUUCGCUCCUUUCCCUUUGCCAUGUAAUGUGGCAAUAUUUAGUUCAACCUCAAAGCAGAAAAAGUUGGGACAGUAUGGAAAAUGGAAAUAAAAAUGCAUUUGCAGUUCAUGUUUUCUUUGGGCUAAUGUUAUUUGUUAAUUAACAUCUAUUCCUGCAACACAUUCCUUAAAAUGAGUGAUUUCAAACAGGUUAUUUGUAACCAUGAUUUUGUAAAAAAAAAAUAUUAUCCAAUAAAUUAAAAAAGAAAAAAAAAAACUAAUGAAAAUAUUAUCCAAAAACUUUUAUCCACAACGGUUGAGUCUUUGAGGAGCAGUUUCUAACAAAUAUAUAAGAAAACUGUUUUUAAAAAAUUGUUCUUCAAAGAAAGUAUUUUAUGGAAGUACUUACAUCUCCCCCAUUUGCUGAUUUGCCAUGGACAGUAGGUACAGAUCCCUCCCUCAAAAGAAGUCUGCUGGCUAAUCCUGCUGUGUACUGUCUGGCUGAUUCACAGAAAAUGGAUGGAUGGAUUUUGUUUUAGUGCUUUAAGUGUUUUUAUAGGGGCAGUCAAGACCCAAUUGAAAUUACAAAAGCACCCCUUUAAAUUUGACCAAACAAAAUAUGAAAUAUCUUAAUAAAAGUUUGCAUGUUUCAUACUGCCCCAGCCUUUUCUGAUUUAAAGGUUGUAGUUUGUUUAAUGAGAGGAUUGUGUUUGUUUCUGAGGUUCAUCAUUCAUUAGACGAGAAUAUAUUCUUCUCUUUUUAUUCUCACCGUAGCAAGACCAAGAAUAUAUAUGUAUAUUUUUUAUCACCCCAGAUGUUUCCUAAAAUGAAUUUGUCCUGAUCCACAGAGCAUCGUAAGGUAGCCUCGCUUUUGACUUUCUUCUUGUACUCAUUUCCGAAUGUUAAAAAAUGCAAAGCUCCAGAUGUAUUUUUAAACCUCAAACGCAGGUAUUUUCAGUGUCUAACAAGCUCAGAAAAAAAGCCGUCUAUUUUUCUCGAUCUCUCAUAAAAUAUUUAGUGCGUUUCUAAUUCUAGGCGCUCAUGAAUCAUCAGGAGCUGUGAGAUGUGUUGAUGCAUGGGAAGAGAGAGAGAAAGAGAGGAGGGGUGGGAGAAGGGGGCGGUCUCGUUUCUUGCGUAAGAGAAGCAGUCGUGCGUUUGAAUCUGGAAAGCGUACUUUUAAAUCAGUUUGCGAGAGAGAUGGAGCGGACGCUUUGUUCUGGAAGAGCUCAGGUUGCAUUUCUCCUUCUCUGCCUUUCUGUGAUGUAACAUUUCAUACGUAACCUGUUGUUCCACUGAAGCAAUAAGACUCGCUCUUUUCUCACCAGGCUGUGGUUUAAUAUUCAGUGCUCCCGAGUCCUCAUUAUUGUCCUUUUUUAUUUUUUGGAGGGGGUUACUAUUUUUGUAACUGCAUUUUCUUUUAAUAUUGCGCCCCUUUUUGAUAACAGAUUCUUCUUUUUGUUCAUUUGAGAACAGAUUUUUUCCAAGGAAUGAUUUGUAUUGCUUUUCUGAGUGCAUUGUCCCUCCGUUUUUGAGUACAAAAACCCGAACUUGCAGCCUUUCUGAGAACUAUUUGAUACCCUGUUGAAUGUCCAGUGCUAGUUUGGGACUGUUACUUUACUGAAACUAAUCUUGUAUUGUAUUGUAUCAUUUGGCAUUUUCUCUUCUUUGUCCUGGUCUGUUGUUACAUUUAAUGUGGAUGUAUAGAAUUAUGACAAAUUACUUCGUAGAAUUGAUAGUAAUGAGAUUUGAAGCUGCACAAAAUAAAUUACAGAUGAAUUGUG